Molecule: messenger RNA, 2423 nt
Organism: Tarenaya hassleriana
Lineage: Eukaryota; Viridiplantae; Streptophyta; Magnoliopsida; Brassicales; Cleomaceae
Product: dual specificity tyrosine-phosphorylation-regulated kinase 2-like
Exons: 7
Coding region: 321-2246 (641 amino acids)
Biological process (GO): peptidyl-serine phosphorylation; peptidyl-threonine phosphorylation
Cellular component (GO): cytoplasm
Molecular function (GO): protein serine/threonine kinase activity; ATP binding; protein tyrosine kinase activity
Source: RefSeq, a predicted model, not a curated record
CACUCGUGAACCUGACCGAACAUGAAAAACCUUUGAGAAUUUUUACAAAAUCUGGUAAGACAAGACAUCGCACCAUGUCCGUUAUCGUUAGCUUCGGUCUCACAGCAACUACAGGAGGAGAAGAAGAGGAAGAAGAAGACCCGAGGUAGAGAGAGGAAGUACAGAUUGAUUGAGAGAGAGAGCGACACCUAACCAGAGAAACCGACAGAGCAUGCGAAACCUGAGGCGAUCAUCAUGGGUUUUAUCACUCGAUUCACAUGAUUUCGCCUCUCUCUUCUCUCUUGUCCGUCUCUCUCGUAGUGUGAGCUCUCAUCACGGCCAUGGCGGCGAUUCCGGAGGAUGUGGAAGCGGUGUUGGAGUUUCUGCGGAAGAACGGCUUCGCGGAGGCGGAGAAUGCUCUGAGACAGGAUAUCAACGAGAGAAACCAACUGGGCACUUUCGAUUUCGAGAAGUUUCUGUUCCCGAUGCCUCCUCCGGUGAAGAUUCCGCCGAUUUUCCGGCCACCGGAUUCCGCCGGAGACUCUGGGUGUGAUGGGUCGAGGUCUGCCGGUGGUGGGUCUUCUUCAGCCGACGAAUUCCUCAGCUUGGUUUCUUCUACCAGUGGGUUCUGUUCUUCCGAGUUUGUAAACCCAUAUGGAGAAGGUUCUUCAUCAGGGGCCGGAUCCGACGCUUCAUCUGACAGGCUGUCUCAGUUCGACACGGCUCGAACAUACACAGAAUGGAACGAGUUCUAUUGCCACGACGAAGACAACAAGGAAGAAGACGAGUUCAUGUCUCCCGCAUUCAGAGAAUCCGAUUUCUUCAUCUGUCUUUCGGAGGACAAGUUCAUCAUGUCCUCAGAGACCGAUAACCAGUUCGAGAACACUCGAGGAGGAGUGUACGAUAAAUCCGAAGGGUCUCAGACAGAAGCCAGUUUGGAUUGUCUAGACAAGCCAUGUCUUCUCAACAUGUUGUGCAAUAGCGAGAACGAAGAUACUGAGGAGGCUGACGAGAAAGGAUACGAUGUUUUGGAUAAAUGUAAAGAGCCUGAAAGAGGGUACUUUGAUGAAGAUCCAUUGGGGUAUUGUUAUGAAGACUCACAGGGGAAAGACGUUAACGAGAUAUUCGAUCAGGCGAAAGGGAUUCUUGAUUACGAAAAUGGCGAUGAUAUGAAGGCCGAGACACAGGAAGAGGCUGAGGUUACUGAUGAGCUUCUUAUGUCCCGUGACUGCGAAGAUGAAUACGAAGUGUUUGAUCUACGAAUCAUUCACCGGAAAAACAGGACGGGUUUUGAAGAGAACAAGGAUCUACCGAUUGUGCUAAACACGGUCAUAGGAGGUAGAUACUAUGUUACCGAGUAUCUUGGAUCCGCCGCCUUCAGCAAGGUUGUCCAGGCGCAUGAUCUCCGGAACGGGAUCGACGUCUGCCUGAAGAUAAUCAAGAACGACAAAGAUUUCUUCGAUCAGAGUCUUGACGAGAUUAAGCUCUUAAAGUACGUCAACAAACACGAUCCAUCCGAUAAACACCAUAUUCUGCGUCUCUACGACUAUUUCUAUCACCAGGAACAUCUGUUUAUCGUCUGCGAACUCCUCCGAGCAAAUUUGUAUGAAUACCAAAAAUUCAACCAGGAAUCGGGAGGGGAACCGUACUUCAACAUGCGCAGACUGCAGUAUAUAACCCGACAAUGUUUGGACGCGCUGGUGUACCUACAUGGGCUGGGAAUCAUACAUUGCGAUCUAAAACCCGAAAACAUACUGAUAAAGAGUUACAGGAGAUGCGAGAUAAAGAUCAUAGAUCUCGGGAGCAGUUGCUUCAGACACGACAACUUGUGUCUGUACGUGCAGUCGCGUUCCUACAGAGCUCCUGAAGUGAUUCUUGGCCUUCCCUACGACGAAAAGAUCGACCUUUGGUCUCUGGGCUGCAUCUUAGCCGAGCUCUGCUCUGGCGAGGUUUUGUUUCCGAAUGAAGAUGUGGCGACGAUAUUGGCUCGGAUGGUUGGGAUCCUGGGACCAAUAGAUGUGGAGAUGCUGGAGAAAGGGCAAGAUACGUACAAAUACUUCACGAGAGAGUAUGAUCUCUACCAUGUAAACGAGGAGAGCGAUGACAUAGAGUACAUAAUACCAGAGGAGUUGGCGUUGGAGGACCGGUUACAGGAUUCGGACACUUUGUUCGUCGACUUUUUGAGGAAGUUGUUAGAGAUCAACCCUCUCCGGCGUCCCUCUGCUUCUCACGCUCUCACUCAUCCUUGGCUCUCCCUUUCUCUCUGAUUUUUUUUUUUAUUUAUUUAACGAUCGUGUGUGUGUAUUUCUUCUUAAAUUGUUUUUAUUUUAUUUUUUCUAUUAUGAUAUUUUUCCCUUUUUUCGUGUAUAGACUGUUAAAUGGACUUCUGCACGUUUUUGUACAUUGCAUACUUGUGCGUUGGAAAAAAAAAAGAAUGAGCAUAA